This is a messenger RNA of Loxodonta africana (African savanna elephant), 3245 nucleotides long. It is a transcript of the gene MEOX1, whose product is annotated as mesenchyme homeobox 1. Gene Ontology annotation, cellular component: nucleus. The transcript has 3 exons. Gene Ontology annotation, biological process: somite development; positive regulation of transcription by RNA polymerase II. The coding region runs from base 1146 to 1910 and encodes 254 amino acids. Gene Ontology annotation, molecular function: RNA polymerase II cis-regulatory region sequence-specific DNA binding; DNA-binding transcription factor activity, RNA polymerase II-specific. NCBI's taxonomy places the organism in Eukaryota, Metazoa, Chordata, Mammalia, Proboscidea, Elephantidae. The record is from RefSeq and is a predicted model, not a curated record.
UCCGAAGAAACUUCAAGGAGCUUCUUUAAGAAGCUUUCCUUUGCGGGGGAGAAAAAUGACCCAUAAACCCCUCUAGAAAAGAGUGUGGCUAAUUGGCAUAUAAGUUGGAGGUUAAAGAGCGGAAGGAAGAAUCUGGUGGUUUUUUAAAGUUACUGAGAAAGUGAGAAUGUCGCUUUGGGCAGAGCGACAUGACUUUUUACUAGAGUGUGUCUUUCUUUAUACUACCCAGCAUAGUGAGCCACCGAGACUUGCAAAAAAGAUUUUUCUUAAUCCACCUUCCUUUUCUGCAGGCAGCAGUAGAAGGGCCUUUAAAUCAAAUGCAAUCAGCAAGCUUGUCUCUUGCACUUAUUCCCUGCUUCACUCCCUGGAAUUUGGCAUUUGAUGGAUUCUGGAUCUGACUUAAGGCUUUUUCCAAAUCCAAGACUUGGGGAAUUUUGUUAACAGUGCAAUAAAAAUAGCUUCAUAGUGUUACAGGAGACACAUUAAAGAGGUUGUGUGUGUGAGCUGCUCUCCCCUUUAAAAAAAAAAAAAUACAGACAAUGUUUCUUUAAAAGUCUCCAUCUGCAAAUCCCAUUAGAUGUGCAUAUAAGGUUUCUGAUGAUUAAUAGUUGCCUGCUCGGGUUUUGGUUGGAGGGGAUCGUGUGUGUGCGGGUUAACCCCUCCCUCUCCUCUCUCACAUUUCACUUCAGAAAUGUGUCACUCUCUCCCCACUGCAGGAUUUAAAGUGUGUCUCAGAGCGCCGGGCUGCUCCUCUGCAGGCAUUGGCUUCAGGCGCCAGGACCAGUCCAUCAUCAGCUGGUGGGGCCGAGCUGGGCCAUUGAAAAUGUUCAGUGUCAUCAGCGACAAAUACAUGUACAAGGGACCCCAAUAGGCAGGCUGGUGUGCUGGGGGGCAGGAAGUGAGGAGUAAAGUCUGACAUAGGUGUGUGUCACACAUGUGUGGAGUGGGCCACAUGUGUGCGUACCUUCAGGAGAGGCUUUAGUUUUGGUUUUUCUUUUGGUUCCUGGGGUGAAUUUUCCGUUGAACUUUUUUACCUCCUAUUUUUAAAAAAAAAAAAAUUUUUUUUUUUGCAUUUUUAAAAUUUUCAAUCUAACAAGUGUAAAGAGACAAAUCUUUGAGAGGACUGAGGCAGGCAGCCGACACAGAUGGAUCCCGUGGCCAGCAGCUGCAUGCGGAACCCUCAACCUCCAGCCCCUGUCUGGGGCUGUCUUCGAAACCCCUACUCAGAAGGCAAUGGGACCUCAGGGCUCCCCCACUACCCGCCAACCCCGUUCUCCUUCCACCAGAAACCAGAGUUCCCGACGACGGCGACAGCAGCCUACCCCGACUUCUCUGCCUCCUGCCUCGCAGCCACCCCACACAGCCUGCCCCGGGAGGAGCGCAUCUUCACUGAGCAGCACCCUGCCUUCCCACAGCCCCCCGAAUGGCACUUCCCUGUCUCAGAGGCCCGGCGCAGGCUCAACCCAGGCCCAUCUGGGAGCUCCCGGGAGAUGGGGGCCAGCAGCCCAGGCCUGGUGGAUGCCCUGGGAGGCCCAGGCGAGGACUACGGGGUCCUUGGGACCACUGCCAAUGAGACGGAGAAGAAGUCAACCCGACGGAAAAAGGAGAUUUCAGACAACCAGGAGACCCGAGGGAAACCGGAAGGCGGCAGCAAGGCCCGCAAGGAGAGGACAGCCUUCACCAAGGAGCAGCUGCGGGAGCUGGAGGCCGAGUUUGCGCACCACAACUACCUGACUCGGCUCCGGAGAUACGAGAUCGCGGUGAACCUGGACCUCUCUGAGCGGCAGGUCAAAGUAUGGUUCCAGAACCGGAGGAUGAAGUGGAAGCGUGUGAAGGGAGGUCAGCCCGUCUCCCCACAUGGGCCGGACCCUGAGGAUGGGGACUCUGCAGCCUCUCCAAGUUCAGAGUGAGAUGCUCCAUGGAGACAAAAAGACUGAGGACUGAGCCUCCUACCCACUACCCCACCCCUGUCCCACCUUCACCUUCUCCCCCCCACCCCACCCCCAGUGUGGCCUCCCCGUGUCUCGCAGUGAUUCAUGGAUAUGAAGCUGCCCAGCAUUUCUGGAGACCCUGAAGUUUCCCAGAAAGCUCUGUUCAGCAUUGCUGUGGCUUAGGAACCCCUUUUCCAGGGCCUCUGCUUCCCAUAACUCUGUGGAAUCGAGCAGAGGUCCUACCCAAGUGAGUCUGGGGAACAGCUCCAGGGACACAGCCUCUCAGGGCUCCUUGGCUGCCACCUGCACCCUCUCCUGGCACCUUCUUCCUAUACCAGCCAGGCCUUGUCCAGGUCUGGACACCACCUGGCCUCCUGGGAGAGGCACCUUGGGACCAGCUGGUGUCUCGUGAAAGCGAACCUUCCAGAAGAAAGGAAAUGACUGAGACGUACACCUCCAGGACCACCUCUCCACUUUGGACUCUACGUUGGAGGUCUUAGGGGCUCUUAAAAAAACUUGUUGCUGUCAAGUUGAUCCUGACUCAUAGCAACCCUAUAGAACAGUGUAGAACUGCCCCGUAGGGUUUCCAAGGAAUAGCUGGUGGAUUUCAACUGUCGACUUUUUGGUUAGCAGGCGAGCUCUUAACCACUGCGCCACCAGGGCUCCUAGGGACUCUUAGUCAUCCCAGAAGCCCAGAGAAAAUCAAUGUGGGGAGGGCUGAGGACAGAAACUCUGCUGCUGCAAAUAGGAAACCCAUCCGUGUCUCCAAGUUUAUUGGCUAUUAAGUGGGCAGGUUUAUGAGGGUUGACUGGCAAAAGACAGAAAGAUAGCUUGGUGUAGAUCUCGUGGUCCCCAAACAGGCCCAUUCACACUAGCUUUACUGGGUGGGUGAGAACGAAGCCAGGACAGCACCUGCUUCUUCAAAAAUCAAUUCGGCACUAAACUUGGGCCGUUGAGCAGAGCCCCAGAGCGAUGGAGCAGCUAUUCCUUCUAAAUCCACAGUUUCCAGAUUGAAAACCUAUCAGAUGCUCACGUUGUUGAGUUGAGGGCUAGAAAGUGGCUCCUGUGUUCUGAGGAUGGGGAGCUACAAACUAGGGCUGCUGGCUGAAGGCAUAGAAAUGUGGAGCCCUGGAGUGGAAGAUACUCUGGCUGCAGCAUGACAUGCUCUCAAAGAACUCUAGCUGCAACGGGAAAAAGAAAACAGUCCCUAUCCCUCCACGGGAUGGAUUUUAGCCCCUCUUAUGGUGCAAACUCUAUGGGGCAGUUCUACUCUGUCCUAUAGGGUCGCUAUGAGUCAGAAUCGACUUGAUGGCA